Messenger RNA from Aplysia californica (California sea hare), 3675 nucleotides. RefSeq lists its product as uncharacterized. The record is from RefSeq and is a predicted model, not a curated record. Lineage: Eukaryota; Metazoa; Mollusca; Gastropoda; Aplysiida; Aplysiidae.
GUGAGAAGGAAGGAAGAGCCAGGUGUAGAAAUGAGGAGAAGUUCUUUGCUACUCAUCGCCGUCAUCGUCUGUUCCAUCGGGCUCGUUGAGGCAGAAAAGACUGACGGCCAAGAUGUGACCUUGCCCGCCUCAGAAAGCCCAGUCGCCACAGCAAGUGAACCCCUGGCGGACAGAACUGACUCCCCGGUGACGUCACAGAAUGACGUCAGAGACAGAAUCUCGAGCUUUCUGGAUAAGCUGAGAUCCCACCUGGAAGAUCUGAAGGAGAAAAUCGAAGAGAGGAGAGAGGAGAUCAGAAACAAGACGGACUCCCCUCGAGAUGUUUUUGAAGACAUCGUCGAUCGUUUGCAUGAAGCGAUUGGGUACAAUGCUUCCAAGAGUUUCCAGGAGAAUCUAGACGAUCUGAGAGACAGGAUUGGCGACAAUGUGGAGGAAGCGAGAGAAGAGAUCAGGAAGCAGAUUGAUGCUAUACGGCAGGCGCUAGAAGAUUUGAAGAACUCUCGAAAAGACUCGUCUUCGAAACGGGACGAAGACAAUAACGGCGAAGAAAAAGAUGAUGGGGAAGGAGAUGAAGCUGAUGAAGACGAUGAUGACACAAACGAUGAUGAUGAUGAUGACAAUGAUAAUGGCUUUCUGGGGCCUUCACAGAACGGUGAGGGGCCAAGAGAACGAAUUUCGAAAUUUCUGGACAAGUUCAGAACUCAUCUGAAGGAUUUGCGUGAGAAAGUAGAAGAGAGGAAAAACACAAUCAAAGACGACUUGCCAGACUCGCCACGCAAUGUCUUUGAAGAAAUAAUCGAUCGUUUGCAUGGAGCGAUUGGAUUCAACAAUUCUAAAUCUUUCGAGGAGAAUUUGGAUGAUUUGAGAGAGAAAAUUGGUGAUGAUAUAGAAGAGGCGAAAGAGACCAUCAGAAAACAGAUUGAUGCAAUAAGGAAGGCGCUGGAUGAUUUGAGAAAGAAAGAGAGCAAAGAUGAAAAGGACGACAACGAUGAAAAUGAUGAUAACAGUGGUAUUGAUUUAUUGCAGGCUUCGCAAAAUGAUGGGGGUCCCAGAAAUAUAAUUUCUAAAUUCAUUGAGAUGUUGAGGUCUAGUCUGGACAGCUUGAGGGAGGAAACAGAAGAAAGAAGAGAUGACGACGACAGUGAUAAGAACAUUUUUGAUCGUUUGCUUGAAGCAAUAGGGUUCGAUUCAUCUAAGAGUUUACAGGAGAAUUUGGACGACUUGAGAGACAGACUGGGGGAUAAUGUUGAGGAAGCGAGAAAGACGAUCAGAGAGCAGAUUGAUGCUAUACGGAAGGCACUUGACGAUUGGAAAGACAAUCAAGAUAAAGACAACAAUGAUGAUGAAGAAGAAGAAGACAGCAGCAGCAGCGAAGAAGAUGACAGGAAUCUGUUUUCAACGGAGAAAUUAGAAGCAGACUUUGUGAAGGCAGCCAAGGCACUCAACGAGUUUUCUGAUUCGAUGCGUGACAAAAAAGACGAUUCCGGAGUUUUAGAUUCCCGCAGCAUGGACCAAUACAAAGACCUGCUAAAAGACAUGUUGGAAAAGAAGAAAGCAAUGAUACAAGGCAAAAUUCGGGCCCGAGUAGCUGCAGAAGAAAGAACCCGCAACGUAUUUGAAAAAUCAAAGAAAUCUGACAAUGAAGAAGAUAAAAAGCCCUUGGAGUCAUCUGACAACGACGAGAACGAUGCCUUUGCCGCGAGGAAAGCCCAGCUGAAAUCUAUUUUGAAGGGAAGUGGUCCGGGAAAUCCCGCAGACGGACAGGGUGAUGAUGAUGAGUUGACCCUAGCGGUGAACGUGGCACUCUUGAAAGAGUAUGGACCCAGAAUCCAAGAAGUUGCCGAGAAGAAAAAGGAGUUUCUCAAGGCGGAGGAUGAGCUUAAUGAUCUAAGGAGUCAUUCUUCUGGUCCUUUCAAUCUGUCUAAGUUUAAAGAUAAACUCAAAGAGAUGCUGGAGAAAAAGAAAGAUUGGAUCUCCUCUAAGGAUGGACUGAAACUUGACAUUGUUGAGACCCUCAAGAAAUUAGCGCGUGACCUCAGGGCCAGAAACUCUACUGUCAACCCUUUCGAGUUUUUCGAUGUCCUGGAUGCUCUCAGAAGCAGCUCCAUGUCGCUCCCAGAUCUCCUCAAGAAGUACAACGACAAACUCAAAGAAGCCGCUGAAUGGAAGCGAAACUCGGGGUCCGAUUCACAGUCCGGGAAUUUCCUGAAAUCCGCCCUUCCUUCCGGGGACGCCGCUCAGUCCGAUGAAGACAACUCCGGAAAAGCCCGAAAGUCCAUGGACGACAGUAUCAACAUGGCGGCUGCUCUCGGUGAUGGAGGCGAUAGUAAAGACUUCUCGGGGACCACGGCACUUAUUGUGGUGGGGUGUGUGGCGGUGGCAGCCACGGUGGUUGUGGUGGGCGUGGUGGUUGGGCGUCAGAGGCGACGUCAUCGUCUGUACAAGCGAAUCCCCAUCAAACAGGAGCAGAACCUGAAGGAGCAUAGCAACCGAUACGGGAGUGGAUCUGAGAGGCCACUCGUUUGAUUUCCUGAACAGAGAGAUCUUAUCCCACCUCACUGGCUAAUAGGAGUGGUUUGUUUGUGGAAAAAUAACACAGUCAAACAGUUAUAAAUUUGAAAACGUUAUGCUUUAAAGUCUGAAACCUCAUAUUAUCUUCCAAAGUAUAUAAUGCUUUUUCCCCUAUUCAUUUUUAAAGGACGGUGUAUUUGUCUAUCUUUUCCGACUAAGAGAGAUGUUCAACUUUCUCAGAGUAUAAUAAAUAGUUCUCAAACAGGCCAGUCAAGAGCCUGACUUCUCAAAUCAGCGGUGAUCCCCCCUCCCUUUUACCGCCCCCUCCACCACCCCCUCCCCCUAAGCUUAUUCAGCUCACUCAUAACAAAUGGGUAUCAUAGCCUGUAUCAAUAAUGGAUAACUUAACCUUUUCAUAAACUAAUAAAUUUGAGAAAAUGCGUUCAAAGUAGAGUAACGAUCAAGUUCAGUUUCUCAACAAUGACGUAUCUCCUCCCUCCUUCAACCCCCCCCCCCUUCCCAUGAAGUACAAGUCACAGUUUUGUAGUCAGUAAAGCUCCCCCCCCCUCCCCUUUCUUCAUAUUGAUCUGAAAGACCUUUCGCGGUUACUCACUGCUGGGGUCAGGAAUCAGGAAAGGAUUGAAGUUAUGUUUUUUAAGGAACGUGAUAUAGUGCGCAGUGAUGGUCGUGAUGCUCGACAACAUGGGAGGUUCAACUUUAUUUUUACCUCUAUUUCUCCCCCCCCCCCCAAAUCGAGUCCUCAACUACAGUAAUCUCUCAAUCCUUUGAUUUGUACACCGUACAAUUACAUUUUGGAUAAAACAACAACAUACUAUCAUCUGUUGUUAUUGUCAUAUUAGUUUUUCACGUAUUUCUAUUACUAAGAUUAUUAUUUUUGUUAUUAGGCUAUUAUAUCAUCGUUCCCCAUUUAACCUUAAGAGAAAACAAAAAGAAGUUAUCAAAACAAUAAGUGUCUUCUGUGUGUAAUGAUUAAAGCAAACAAAAUGUAUGUAUGUUGAAAACGUCAGUUUUGGUUCAUUCGAUGGUGGUGUACCCUCACAGUCCAUUGUUUGCUGUAAAAAAGUAGUGCUGUUGCCAUCCUGUUUGUACUUCCUUCAUUUCAAUUUUUUAUGUAUCUUUUUCAUAUUAAAUAAUAUGACAUAU